GAUGGGCGGCACUGAUGGGCGGCACUGAUGGGCGGCACUGAUGGGCACAACCCCUGGGCACUGACUGGUGGCACUGACUGGCAGCACUGUGGGUGCACUGCUGGGCGGAACUUGCGGGUGUCACUGCUGGGCACCGAUCAUCAGGGCACUGAUCAUCAGUGCCCUGAUGAUCGGUGCCAAUCCCCGCUCUGACAACUGCCGGUUCUCGGCAGUACUUUCCUCACGAUCUGACAGCGUGAGGAAAGUGCAGCCGAGAACCGGCACUUGCAUUUCCCUGUGAUCAGCG
This is a messenger RNA of Staurois parvus, 286 nucleotides long. The record is from the annotation of a GenBank genome assembly. NCBI's taxonomy places the organism in Eukaryota, Metazoa, Chordata, Amphibia, Anura, Ranidae.